Molecule: messenger RNA, 2560 nt
Organism: Daldinia caldariorum
Lineage: Eukaryota; Fungi; Ascomycota; Sordariomycetes; Xylariales; Hypoxylaceae
Product: CASC3/Barentsz eIF4AIII binding-domain-containing protein
Exons: 2
Coding region: 166-2319 (717 amino acids)
Biological process (GO): mRNA processing
Cellular component (GO): exon-exon junction complex
Molecular function (GO): mRNA binding
Source: RefSeq, a predicted model, not a curated record
AUCCGAAUAUCGCAUGAGAUCCAUAACCAUCACGACGCCUCCGUCGUGCCCAAGCACAGCUGUCAGCUCUACCAGGACGCCCGCCGCCACCCCUCUCCAGCUUUGAGCCCUAUAUUUCAUUCUUUAUCAAGGCUAGCGCACUUUAAACAAUAAACCAUUUUCAACAUGGUAGCUGCUGUCCGCCGAAGAAAGAUGAUCGGCCAUCGCCGACGGGUGGAAGAUGAAGGCGAGGAUGAAGGUGGUUUAGAUCAGCUCGAUAUUGAUGAUGAUUCCUUGACUGAUGGGUCAAUGGCAUCUGAGGAUCCCGAUCCGGCUGACGACAGCGAUACUAGCAACGUUGAUGAGGCUUCACCAACGACACCCUCUGCUCCAAAGUUGACCAGCCAAGCAACUAAUGGUAACGGCAAUGCGAAGAGGACACAUACCAAGUCCUCCGGCGGUCUUCCGACAAAAGGCGCUAAAAAGACCGAUGCAAAUGCUGUAUCAGACACUGAAUUCAUGCUGAACAAUCUGAGCAUUUCAGACGAAGCUGCUCCGGUGCAGGUACUGAAUUUCGAAGAUUCUGUGGAGCCCUCAUCCAAGUCCUCGGCCCCUAUAGUGGUCAGCUCAAAUUCCGCCGUUGCGAAUCCAGAUUCCUCGCAAGACCGGACUGCCGAUCCCCGGCGGAAGGAGCACGAAGAAUAUAAGCGUAAACGCGAUGAGACUCCAUGGUUUGUUCCCAACAGAGGCGCUUUCUUUAUGCAUGAUCACAGGCAUGCUGGCCCUGCUGCCAACGGAUUUCGCCCUUUUGGUAGGGGUCCUCGGGGGAGAGGUCGUCCUGGUAUUGGCGGUCCUUUUCCGCCAAUGGGUCACCAAAUUCAUAGUUCAGCUGAUCCAACAACAAAUGGCCCUUGGGCACACGAUAUGCACGAAGCGGUUGCACAACCUAUACAUGCCCGACAACCACGACCGUCGUUUACUGACGAUGGCCCACCGAACGGCGAUGGCUAUAUUCCCACUUGUGCUGCCAGCACCACACCAAUCAACCGGAACAUGGCAACGGAAAAGCAUGUUGGCAAUGUACAGAUUAGGGUCUACUUCCCAGGAAUAAACGAGCCCAUCAUCUUCCCCGGUAUACAAGUACGACAGUAUACAAAAUUACCAGACCACCGGCCACCCUUGAGACGGGAUAAGCCUGUCCGUAUCUCUCUACCUAAUUUUGCUCCCCGAUAUAUCUUUCCGGCCACCGACAGGUCUUUCAUCUUUAUACCCCGAGCAAUGCGACCAAACCAGCGAUUGCGGGGCAAGCCAAGGUCUGGUCUCGGAUCUAUUGGCGGGUUUUCUAGGAGAACAAGCGUAUUUGGGGGGAGUGUAUACGCUGGUAGUGCGUAUACGCCGAGUAUUGCUCUUAGCCGACGAUCUUCUAUUGCCCCUGAUCUAGGGAGGGAUUAUCUUGUAUCCCCCACCGGUUCUACCAUGUCGCGGCCGCCAUUACCGUAUGAUGCUGCACGUCCCGUUGUCAGACUUCCUCCACAGGGUCGACCUGAACAACAGCUUCCCACUGUCGAUGGGGCAUCAGCAGAAGGACAAGCAAGAGUCGGUCAGCCCGCUACGACUGACCCCUCGACACAGCAAACGCAACCUGCAACCCAGAAGCCGGCGUUCCAAGAGAAUCGGCCUGUGCCCAUCCCUAUGCACCAACCUCGACCACAGAAGACAGUCUCGGUAGCCGGCAUUGAGUCACCAGAGAUGCAGCACAAUCCGUCCCAACCGUACCAGCAGGCCUUCCACCAGCAAGUUCCUGUUCAGGUGUCUAAUAGCCUAGGUCAAGAGUCUCACGCCCGUCAUCCCUCGUACCAGUCUCAACAUUCAACUGGCACGCCACUCUCCCAGAUUCCAGAGCGUGCCAUCCACGCUGCGCCUUUCCAGCCAAAUCAAUUCCCCCAACAGAACUACUACCAGCCUUACCAGAUGAUGCAACCCCCGCCUGGUUAUUAUUACCCGCCUGCUACUUAUCCAGGCGCAUUAGCUCCCUCUGCCGCUGCACCUGCGUUCGUCCCGGGAGCGCAGCAACCCCAGCCUCAGGGCGAGGCCGCUACCAGUCAGCCAACUGGGCAGAAUACACCUAAUUCCAACUUGGUCGCUCAGGAAGUAAACGGAAUGGUUUACUAUUUUGAUGCGUCUCAGUUGCCCCCUAUGGCUGCGUAUAACCCUUACCCAGCCCCCCAGGGUUAUCCGAUGCCUGGUGGAGUGGUUGGUAUGAAUGGUAUGGUUACUCCGAGCCCGGAUGGCUACUACUACCCCCCGUCAGGACCUGGUGUUGUCUACUACCAGCAGUGAGCUAUUUACACGCGGCCUCGGCAAUGUUGCAUCGAUCACCUAGUUAUGGAACGCGGGAUAUACUCGGUCGUGCGGAUUGGCACGUUAACGGCAUUGGUUAGCUUCAGCGUAGGUCGCUUAGGGCCUUGGUCUGGCUAUGGCUCAUACGUAUUAUGGCAUUUCCUGCUUCACACCCAUCCUUUGGAAUACCACGGCAAUAUACAAGACUCCAUCCAAACCCUCCAUCUCAGCGGUACUAUAG